This is a messenger RNA of Branchiostoma belcheri (Belcher's lancelet), 480 nucleotides long. RefSeq lists its product as uncharacterized. The transcript is spliced from 3 exons. The record is from RefSeq and is a predicted model, not a curated record. Lineage: Eukaryota; Metazoa; Chordata; Leptocardii; Amphioxiformes; Branchiostomatidae. The coding region runs from base 64 to 480 and encodes 138 amino acids.
GUGCCAAAAUGGGGAAAUCUACAUGCCAACAGAUUGUCAGAGCGGCGUUACAACGCUCUGGAAAUGGCGGAAAGGCUGGAAAACAGCGAAGAAGUGUCCAAAAACACAGAAAGUGGCGCUUGUCGAGCCUCCAGAGAGGGGAGGGUUCCGUGUCCUCACAAUGACUGCCACGGCAGUGCUGUGUUUUUCCAGAGAGGUGCAGGUCUGGACGUGCACUUCCGCGCAAAACAUGGGGCAAAACCGGACGCUACUACGGAGAAGGCGGCAAAACAGAAGCUGAGAAAGUUGUGCUUCGAAGAAAUGAAGCAGAGACUGCAAGACAUCGAGGCACAGGAACAAGAAGGUCAACAGUACGAGGUGGCAUGCCCUGCUCUGAAAACCACAGUCACUGCUACCAGGCCUGAAAUGGCAGCAAAGAAGGUGGGCAUCAUUCUCUAUGCAGGUGGCUUCCUGCAUACCUAUGCAAGCAAGGCCAACUAG